Messenger RNA from Acanthocheilonema viteae, 1050 nucleotides. Lineage: Eukaryota; Metazoa; Nematoda; Chromadorea; Rhabditida; Onchocercidae. The record is from the annotation of a GenBank genome assembly.
AUGUACGAAUGGCUGCUUGAUAUGUCAAUAUUCGUUGGAUUUUAUUUCAUUGCCGCUUAUUGCAUUGUAGUGGAAUUUUAUUUGGAUCGGAUUCAUCGCUACAACGGAUCAUCGCGAAUGGAAUAUUUACUUAAAACUAUAAAAAAAAGCAAAUUCAUUAAUACUUCGAGUAGAAAAUUAAUUGCCUUAAUAACCGGAGCGAAUGGAACGAUUGGCACCGAAAUAACCCGUUUAUUGCUACAACAUAAUUUUAAGGUUGUGUGUUUAAUUCGAAAUAGUGAUGACGAUUGGCUGGACAGUGUUAAAUACCAGCCGGAUUUAGUGAUGCAAUAUGUGGAUUUAUCCGAUCUUCGAAAGGUGAAGGAAAUGGCGAAGUCAAUCGCAAACGAAUAUCCUCACAUUGAUCUCAUUAUGUGCUGCGCUGGUAUUAUGCUGCAGCCAUUCAAGCUCACAAUAGACGGCUUUGAAACGCACUGCGCUGUUAAUCUUCUUUCCCAUGUCAUAAUGGUUGAUUGCUUACUGCCAUCCAUAACUAAAUAUUCCGCAGGAGAAAGCUGUAUCCGAGAUAGUCGCAUUGUGUUCUUAUCUUCCGCCACCGCACAUCUAGGAGUUUUCCAUUCCACGCUUGAGGAUAAUUCCCAAAUAUUUUAUACCUAUCGGAAUGGUUAUCAGGCUUAUUCAACAUCGAAAUUUAUCCUGUCUCUAUAUGUCGAAGAAAUGGACAAGCAAAUGCAGCAGAAGUCUACAGUGGUAAACCAACGGACGGUAACUGCCAUUUCCAUACAUCCCGGUUGCGUUGCAAGUGGUUUAUAUGAGUAUGCAAAUACUUUUAUCAAAACUCUGAUUUCCCGAUUUCUGUGGCCUAUAAUGAGAAAUCCAGCUUUAGCUGCAGCCGAAAUAGUAGCCCUCGGAUGUGCUGAUAAUUUGAGAGUCAAGAAAUUCUUUCUACAAAAAUCAGUGUUACUUUAUUUCCGUCCUAAAUGGUAUCGACAGCGUUUAUGCUCACAUAUCGAAAUCUACAAGCAUGAUUUACGCAAGGAGCCGGUCUAA